GCUAUGCUAACAGGUUGCUUAGCCCGGUUAGCUCACUCACACACACACACACACACACACACGCAUAGUGUUAGCGAACAUAAAUGUAGCACCGUUGUAACGAGGACUUUGACAACACACGGAAGCUCUGGUGAACAUGUGAAGAUGCGACUACACUUAGGAAAACCCUGAAAAUGGACAAGGAGAGCAAACUGUCAUCUGCUGUCCAGGAUUUUGACUCUAAACACCAGAGGAGACCGAGAAAAGAACCUCAUUCAACCUCAACACCUUUUCAAAUAUUACCAAAUCCGUAUUUGUCUGACCACAUUUCAAGAGGGUCAGGUCUGAGUCCAAAGCUAGCUGCAAAAGGAGGAGAUGUGCCCAGAAGUCAUGGCUACAGCAGCAGCAGGCCGGUUAGAGAGAACAGCGAUGAUAUCCUACAGAGGGACAGAUACGUGAGGGAUCCACAAGCAAAGGCAUCUAAAAGCAACAAUGACUUCCAAGGUAGAACCAUGGGCAAGAACUCAAUGGAUGCACAGAAAAAAGGUCUUAGAGGGACCAGGUCUGCUCCAAACUCUGCAGGAAAGUCAAAACCAGCCACUACAAACUUUGUCCCAUUUGAAGUGAAGAUGGCUGACUUUCCAGAGUUAGCUGGUGUUUCAAGGAGCAAAGCUCCUCCUCCUCCUCCUGCUGCUGCUCAGAAAGAGUGCUGGGGUCCAAAUUCUCCAUCCAUGAGCCCCCACGCUCCAAAACUGGCGUCUUCCUGGAAGUCUGGCAGGACAGCAUCCCCACCACGAGCUGACCCCCAACAAAGUGCCACUGAUGCUAAGCCAGACACCCCUGCUAUCCCAGUAGGUCAGUCGGUGUUGACGUCUUGGGCUAAUAUUGCCUCUCAGCCUCCGAAGAAACCUGUUCCUAAUGAUAAGACAGUCAGCAGGAACCACAUGCAGACAGAGGACAAGGGUGCACAGCAGGAAGUAGGGGCCCCGGGGAAGAAAAAACGCAAGAAAAAGAAGAAGGCCAAAGGCGCUAGUGAAGACGCAGAAGCUGAGUCAGAAGAACCAGCGAUUCCUCAAGCGCCUCCAAAGUUUGAGGAUGAAGAGGAGUUCCCAGGUUUGACUUUUGCUUGGACUUGGACUGACAGGUUAAAAACCAGCAGCAAUGCAAAGCUAUGCAAUGAGGAGAACCAAAGAGAAGGAUCAGACCAGAACAAGGAGAAAUCAGCAGCAGCUAAAACUCAGUCUGCAGAAGCUGCUAAAAAAGGACAGAAAGUGGAGAAGGUCUCUGGGAAGAAGAGCAAAGUCCCUGUCCAGCUGGACAUCGGAAACAUGUUGGCUGCCCUGGAAAAGAAGCAACAAUCUCAGAAAACCAAGCAGGACCCUAAACCGGUCAUUCUCUCAGUUGGCGGUGGUCUACCUGUUGUUCAGAAGCAACCAUUGGCCCAGAAGAAGCUGCCCUGGCAGCAGGACAAAAUUGCACACAAUCCCCUGGACUCCACCAGCCCAUUGGUAAAGAAAGGCAAGCAGAGAGAGGUGCCCAAAGCCAAGAAACCCACUCCUCUCAAGAAGGUUAUUCUGAAAGAAAGAGAGGAGAGAAAACAAAGACGUUUGCUGGAGGAGAGAGGACUGCUGCCUGAAAAUGAUGCCACGCUUUCUAAUGAUGCCACAGAAGAAGAACAGUGUGACGCAAAUGCCACAGAUGGUGUCAGUGGUCCUCCAGAGGGAUUUGAGGAUCAGCUGGAGUUAAGUAACACAAACCAGAUGGCGGGAGAGGUUGAUGAAGAGACGGACAAGGAUGAGACCGUACAACACCAAACCACCUCACCUGAAAACUGCACGGCUCAUGCACUCAAAAUCCACAGCAGAAAGUUCAGAGACUAUUGCAGCCAGAUGCUGAGCAAAGACGUGGAUGAGUGUGUGACGUCUCUGCUGAAGGAGCUGGUUCGUUUCCAGGACCGCCUGUACCAGAAAGACCCCAUGAAGGCUCGCAUGAAGAGGCGGAUCGUGAUGGGCCUCCGCGAGGUCCUGAAGCACCUCAAACUCAGGAAGGUGAAAUGUGUCAUCAUCUCACCGAACUGUGAAUGCAUCCAGUCCAAAGGUGGCCUGGAUGAGGCUCUUCACACCAUCAUCAACACGUGUCGUGAACAGGGCGUACCAUUCGUGUUUGCGCUCUCCAGGAAAGCUUUGGGUCGCUGCGUCAAUAAGGCAGUGCCUGUCAGCCUGGUGGGCAUCUUCAACUAUGACGGUGCACAGAACUACUAUCAUAAGAUGAUCGAGCUGUCGUCUGAGGCCAGGACAGCCUAUGAGGUGAUGGUGUCGAGCCUGGAGCAGAGAGACCAGGCAGAGGCAGAGCAGGAGGCGAACACUGAGGAGCUGCAGAUCAAUAGCCUGGCUGACGAACCUCAACCUGGUCCUGACGCCACACAGCCGCCAGAGGAACCAGAAUAUAUCAAAAUCUGGAAGAAGAUGCUGGAGAAGGAAUGCAACCACUCAUUUCUGAACUUUGAGGAGCAGCUGAGCUCCAUGCACUUGGACAGCGAAUGUAUUGAAACCACUGAUGAAGAUGAUAAGAGUUGACAGUGGCGAAGCAUUCUGUGCCUAAAAAAAGAACCCGUUUGUGCUGAUAGCCAGCUCAGAAGAGACUAGGAUGGACUUAACCCCACGUGCAGGAGAAGAAGCCACGUGAGGUUGCUCUGCUGCUCGUGAUUCUCAGACUGGGAGCCACAACCACCCAGGACUUUGUGAGAUAAUUAACCAUGUUGCUAAUAUUUGCAAUGAAAUAUGAUUCUCUUAAGGACUCAACUAGUCACUUGAAAAGAUCCCACAAUAUGAAUUUUUACCAAUGUUGUCUGUGAUCCUGCCUCCAAGACGUAUAGGCAUCGUUGCAGUAAAUGUGAAGAGAAUAUUAGCCAGUCAUACAGCACUAAGGAAUAAUCAGUGAGGAUUUGACACUGUGUUUUGGAGCCAUUAUGUUGCAUUUUAUUUUUCUGUCAUAUAGCUUCAGUUCAAAAUAUUUUUCUAGUAAUUUUGCUAAAUAAGGUGUGAGAGGAGGGUGGGUGAUGUGUAGAAAACAAACUCAAAUAGGAUCAAGUAUAGAACUUGUAAAGUAAUAGUUGUGUAUCACCCUCUGUAAACGCAUAGAGAAAAAUCUGCAUUUCAAACUCAAGUUUGAGAAUGUGUAUGAAAGAUUUGUUGUUAUAGAAAAAAAUGAGUAGCCACUGUUUUGCCUGUAAAAGUGGGGCCAAAUGUCCUAUUUGUAACCUGUUUUCUCCAAAUCAAGUCCUUUUGGCACAGUAUAUGCUGUGUAUUUAUUAUUAUAACAUAGUGUUUUGUUGCUUCAUAAAUAAGUAAUUGGUAUAUUAAUACAUUUUAUUCUAACAAGUAAUAAUACCAUUCUUGUGACUGUAUUGUGCGCACACAGCACAGUCAAAAAUGAUUUUUUUUGUCACUUUUCCAGCUCAAUACAUUACAAACUCCUCAGCAUUUCACACACAGUUUGGCGCUUUCAAUCUGUACUAAGAUGUUCUGAAAAGCCAAUUUCUUUUUCUCAUGUUAUCUUGGAAUUACCUUAAAAUAAUUUGUGCACAAGUGAUAUUCACAAAUCCAAAUUUUCAUCCUACAACUACAAAUCUUUUGUACAAUUCACAAACAGGAUGAUAUACAACCACAUGCCAAGCUUACAAUCCUUUUGACUGUAUUUUUUCUAAAACUUGUAGAACACCAUACAGAGCUUUAGUUUAUAGCUUAAGAAAUAAACACUGAUAUUUCUGUGCUUUUUGAACAGGAAAGUAAUGUUAAAUAUCACAAACUGUUAACUUGGCUCAGUUUUCUGUUUUUCCACAUAAGGAGAAAAAAGUAUAGAGCAGGAUAAUUGCAAAAUGGGAGACAUUAAAGACAUCUGAACUGCUAGGUGACAAUCACAUGUUAAAAAAACAGCAAUAUAUUAUCAAAUGUAAAAUCCGUAAGCAAGAGAAGACUUGUGAUUGUGACAUUUAAUAUAAUUUUGACGAACAAAUUACUAAUAUGAAAUUUAAUUUCAUGGAAAGUAAAUGUGAUGUCUAAUGUGGUUUAAAAAAUAGUUCAAAAUGUUCAGUGUAGAAUUCUAUUAUUUGAGGAUGGUUUGGAAAUUAGGCUCAAGAAAGGUGCCUCUUUAAAAUCCUGUAAAUAUUGAAUUGAUAUAAUUGAUAUUGAACUGAUGAAACAAUAUCAGAUUGAUUUUUGUCUUACCUAUGUAGAGUUUUAUAGGAAGAAGGUGGAAAAGAGGAAUGGAAUAAUACAAAAAACGUAGUUUUCAUGGAAGACAUGUUGCAGCAGGAGCAUGUAACACUUGUUACUGGAGCAUUUAAUUGUAAAGAUACAUCUUUAAUGUUAACAUGUAACAGCAGUGCAACAUGUAUGUUUUGGAAAAUGGUCUGUACACAGUCUUAAGUUUUAUCUGAAUGUUUAAACGGUGACAGCUUGACAUUUUAGGAAAUAUUUUUGUUUACUUUGUGGUGGAGUUGCAUGAGAAGAUUGUACCCAACAGGUGGUUAGGUUAGCUUAGCACAAAGACUGGAAACAAAGGAAAUAGUUAGCCCAGGUGUGACUCUGAAGAUCAUUAAUUGGUGCCUUUUCUUUGGUUGUUAAACCGGCUGGUUGCCUGGCACCAAGAAAUGGUCUACCACAAAAAUGCACUGUAAAAUGGCUAACAGUCAUUUUGGAAAGUUGCCUAUUCACAAUUGAGCUAUAAAUGUUAUUGUGUAAGCAUAAGAGGUGCUGAUUGACUGAUUUGUUUAUCUUUUGAUAGAGACGGCUUAAUUUCCAGUCUAUGUGCUAAACUAAGAGGAGCAACCAAGCUGCCUGAACAGCAAGUAAGCAUUUUCCCCAAAAUGUCGGCAUAUUCCUUCAAAUGCUCUGCUACAAAAUGAUUCAGAGACGUAUGUGGUACUGAGAGACCGAACUGUGAAACAUUAGACCUGCGUGAUGAUAAAGUAUUUGGCACAGAGGAAAUGUCCAGAUGUAAAGAUCUAUUUUUUGACUCAACUGUUUUAUAAAUCCUUGAAUAUAGAUACUAUAUGUAAGUCGGAUUGAUUCUCUAAAACAAUGGAGUGACUUUUUUAUAUAUACAUUAAUAAUGGUUACACAGGAGCCUAAAAUGAGGACAGUUUGCAGUCGAUUAAUUUUCAUCAAUGUAAAUUGUGAUUUAAAUAAAGAAGACAAAUCUGUUUA
This is a messenger RNA of Amphiprion ocellaris (clown anemonefish), 5186 nucleotides long. Its product is annotated as selenocysteine insertion sequence-binding protein 2. The transcript has 18 exons. Bases 174 to 2555 code for a protein of 793 amino acids. Gene Ontology annotation, molecular function: selenocysteine insertion sequence binding; mRNA 3'-UTR binding; ribonucleoprotein complex binding. Gene Ontology annotation, biological process: selenocysteine incorporation. Gene Ontology annotation, cellular component: ribonucleoprotein complex. NCBI's taxonomy places the organism in Eukaryota, Metazoa, Chordata, Actinopteri, Pomacentridae. The record is from RefSeq and is a predicted model, not a curated record.